CGGGGUUGUGAGCAAUUAGAUUCAUCCACGUCGCGUCCCGACUGGUCUACGUGGGACCCACAAUUGAAAGAGGGAAAAAGUUUUUUUGGGAAACGAGAAAAUCUGCUCAAAAAAAGGAGAGCUACGAAGGGCAACAAAAACAAACACACGCGAUGUGCAGCAAAACCUGUCCAAACUCCACCACCAUCAAAACCACUACCACUCCGCCAUGGGAUUGUCAUCCAAAAACACAAUCGCAUCUCCAUCUCACAUCCUCCCCUCCAUUGCAGCAUUUGCUUCCCUCUCUAUUACAUUUGUCAUCAUCUACAAGGUGGACAACUUCGCCGCCCAAACGAAGACUGUUGCCGGGCACAACCUAGAGCCCACGCCUUGGCACCUCUUCCCGCCCAAAACAUUCAACGAGCAAACCCGGCAGGUUCGUAACUACAAGAUUCUACAUUGCUCUUACCUCACUUGUGGGUACAGCUCCAACGACGAUGAAUCAGACUUACUCCUUUCUCGUUCCACCAAAGCAAAAGCAAGUGGGAAGAAAUGCCCGGAUUUCUACCGUUGGAUCCAUCACGAUCUGGAACCGUGGUCUCGGACCCGAAUUUCCACCACCCAUCUGAAGGAAGCCCGGGAAUUCGCUGCAUUUCGGGCCGUGAUCGUUGGUGGGAAGCUGUAUGUGGAUUUGUACUAUGCUUGUGUGCAAAGCCGAGCCAUGUUUACGAUUUGGGGUUUGUUGCAACUCCUUAGGAGGUACCCUGGGAUGGUACCUGAUGUUGAUAUGAUGUUUGAUUGUAUGGACAAGCCCAGUAUUAACCGGACCGAACACAGGUCGAUGCCCUUGCCUUUGUUCCGGUAUUGUACCACUGAGGAUCACUUCGACAUCCCAUUUCCUGAUUGGUCUUUCUGGGGUUGGCCAGAAACAAAUCUUAAUCCAUGGGAUGAGGAGUUUAAGAGCAUUAAGUAUGGUUCUCAAGAAACAAGUUGGUCAAAGAAGGCACCCCGUGCAUACUGGAAAGGAAAUCCAGAUGUUGGCUCUCCCAUUCGUACUGAGUUAUUAAAUUGUAACCACUCUAGGAAGUGGGGUGCUCAAAUUAUGCGCCAGGAUUGGGCGGAAGAAGCAAAAGGAGGUUAUGAAAAGUCCAAACUAUCUAGUCAGUGUGAUUAUCGGUACAAAAUCUAUGCUGAAGGCUAUGCAUGGUCCGUGAGCAUGAAAUAUAUUCUAUCUUGUGGUUCUCUUUCCUUAAUAAUAUCCCCGAAAUAUGAAGAUUUUUUUAGCCGUGGCCUCUUUCCUGGGAAAAAUUAUUGGCCCAUUUCCGAUACUGAUUUAUGCCCGUCUAUAAAGUAUGCUGUUGACUGGGGUAAUGCUCACCCCUCUGAGGCAGAGGCAAUAGGAAGAGGAGGGCGGGAUUUUAUGGGAAGCCUGAGUAUGGACCGAGUCUAUGAUUACAUGUUUCACCUCAUCAACGAGUACUCAAAGCUACUGGACUUUAAGCCAGUACGGCCAUCCUCUUCUUUGGAAGUCUGUAAAGAAUCUUUGCUAUGUCUUGCUGACGCGAAACAGAGAGAACUCCUUGAAAGAUCAACAGCAUACACUUCUCCAAGCCCUCCUUGCUUUCUUCAGCCUCCUGAUAGUAAUUUCAUCAACAAUUGGAUACAGAAAAAGAAGAAAACAAUAAAGGAUAUGGAAGAUAUGAAGCUAAAGGGUUAAAUUUUUUAAAUUAGGCUGCUGCCAUCAACUACCAUUAAAAUUUGUAGAUUCUUUUUUUUCUUAUUAUUAUUUUGUUUAUGUGGCUUGCCAUCUUUGAAGUAGGAUUGAAUAUUGAUUUGAAUUAGUUAGUUACUGAUAUUAUAAACUAAGUGAUAUACACGAUCAAUAAAUUGAAACUCAAUUUCUCUUCGAA
This is a messenger RNA of Ziziphus jujuba (common jujube), 1889 nucleotides long. RefSeq lists its product as uncharacterized. The record is from RefSeq and is a predicted model, not a curated record. Lineage: Eukaryota; Viridiplantae; Streptophyta; Magnoliopsida; Rosales; Rhamnaceae. The transcript has 6 exons. The coding region runs from base 209 to 1696 and encodes 495 amino acids.